Trichoplax adhaerens is the source of this 921-nucleotide messenger RNA. RefSeq lists its product as uncharacterized. Lineage: Eukaryota; Metazoa; Placozoa; Uniplacotomia; Trichoplacea; Trichoplacidae. The annotation marks the transcript as partial. The record is from RefSeq and is a predicted model, not a curated record. The transcript has a single exon.
UUCCUGGGGAAAUUCAGGUACCCAACGCAUUAGUGAACUUAAUGACUUAAUCUCAGCCUUUAAUCAAGAAGCGAUUGCAUUGAACAACGGUGAAUUGAUCAUCGCCGCCAAUAACGGUACUGAAAGCGGCGUUUAUCUGGUUAAGCUUGAUAACAAUGGUUUACUUGAUAGCAACUUUGAUAGCGAUGGCAUAAGAGAUGUUACUUCAACAGUUCCCAUUAAAAUAACUGGAACUGGCCACGACGCCACCAAUAAUGAUUUCUAUGUCGUUGGGGAAACAAGCUCCGGUGUAACCAAAAUAUUUAAAUUUAAUAGUGAUGGGACCAACGACAAUACCUUUGGAAUGGGCUCCAAUACAUCCACAUUAGACAGCGGUGUAAAUUACACUCAAAUUUCUGACACCAAUUUUGUAUCUAAUGACAUGACCAUUGAUAGUAGCGGUAACAUUUACAUCGCGGGUUCUUUCUUUGACGGCACUAAAAAGCGCGUUGCUUACAUCAUCAUGAAUUCAAAUGGAUUAGUUAAUUUUAGUGGUAGCUGGUUAAUCACCGUAAAUGAUACUACGGAGCGUUUGGGCGUGAGUAUAGCCGCCAGUACUAGCGAACUUUUCAUUCUGGCAAGAGAUACCAUAAAUCAGGCUUACAUGUACAACUUUUCUCUGGCAGGAACUUUAGACGCAACCUUUGACGGCGACGGAAUAUUGCCAAUCACGGGUUAUCAGGCACCGACGUCAAAUCGAAUUAGAGUGGAGGUAGACAGCAAUCAAAAAACCUGGUUUUCAGUGCAAGAUGGCUCUGGAAACUCCUUAAUAUUCAGAUUAAAUAGCACCGAUGCCAAUUUUGAUAAUAGCUUCGUUAAUGGUGGCAAAGCACCAUUAAACAAUGGUGUUUCUGGUUGGGCUUUUAAUAUGGGAUUCCAAGG